Molecule: messenger RNA, 1635 nt
Organism: Alternaria postmessia
Lineage: Eukaryota; Fungi; Ascomycota; Dothideomycetes; Pleosporales; Pleosporaceae
Exons: 3
Coding region: 1-1635 (544 amino acids)
Source: RefSeq, a predicted model, not a curated record
AUGGCGAGUCAGGGAAAAAGACCAGCUGACGACCCAUUGCAAUCAACAACGCAGAACCUAAUUCCUCCAUCAGCGAAACGGCGUGUAGAACGAAGCGUAGCCGGAUACGAAGAGUUCAUUAAGAAUGACAGCGAAGACUCCUAUCGUCAUGACCCAGCAGGGGACGCGCCCCCCGAACUACCCAUCUACCAUAGCGAGUUUCUAAGAGCCGCGAGUGCUUGCUUGAAAAUGCUACCUGACUUCCUUGUCGCGGCAAAGGCGGACAAAAACCCACAAUUGACCACAGUACUGAAGCCUGAAAUUAUCCGCAUGCUUGAGACUUUUAAGAGCAUGCCGGAGUCUGUAGCGGUUGGUGCAACUGGCGUCGCUGGAACUCGCGUUCCGAUCGUUUACUCACCACGUCCGGCCGACUCACAAAUACCUUACCAAGCAAAGAUUGAAGCGAUCGACCCGAGGGAAUGUCUAGGUUCUGUGCGCCAGCACCUCUGCAACAUCAUAGCGGGAUUUGAGGAACAUGGAGCAUCAUCCCCAUGGGCCAACGAUCAAGCAUCGGACAGCAUGAAAGUGCUCACGGGUCUAUUCCGUAGCCGUUCAGAGUUUACAUCAGAAGACGCCAUCCGUACUUUCCUGGGGUACACAACUGGUACGUCCAAACUACAGUCGCUUGAAAAACAAAGAAAUGCUCUCAGAGCUUGCAUCGAAUGGGCUGAGGAGCGGCGCCUGAAGAUCCCUGCCGUAUCCAAAAUCCAUACUACCAAUGUAAACGAACUUUGGCACAAGAUAGCACCAUUUGCGAACGACGAAAUCACAACCGGUAACACUGCGCUUGAUUUCAAUCCCACUCUAUUGGUAGGAAAGAUCGAGAUCUUUGGUGAUUUUCGAGUUCGUUGUUCAAUCGGCGACUGUCCCGGACUGGACGAUAUCAUUCAGGACCGUAAAACGAAAGCCGAGAGAUAUCUGGAAGAUUGUAAAGUGGUCAUAGCUGUUGAGGAAAUCACCCGGGCUGGUGACGAUGGCUUCCUAGAUUGGUUUCUCCAAGAUCGCUGCAAGAACAGGCCCGAUCAACGUAUCAUCGUUGUCCUGAGCAAAGGAGAUACCGGUCUCAAUUCUGCAGAUCGUACGAAAACGUCAUUCGAAGAACAUGAGAUAGCAGAUCUCGAUUGGUUAGCCAGACGAAAAGAGAUAGUUGGAAGAGCGAAAGGCAAUUACGAGCGGACACAUUUCGAAGAGAGGAAGCGCUAUGCUUGCGAGAUCGCAUAUAUCGAUCUUGAAGAGAGAGAAAUUCGCGCUCGAGAGCGCAGCCGACACAUCGAAGAUCGGCUGAGGUCCCGAUACGCAGGAAUAUCCGACAACUUCAUCGUCAGAACGACUUCCGCCAACGACUAUAUAAGGCAUGUCCAAGGUUAUAACCGAUACACAGCCAAUGAUCUUCCGCCAUCUGUCCAGUCGACACAAAUUCCAAGUCUGAUCAAAGACCUCGCUGACGUAGCAAACGACCGGGCUAAGGACCAUCUCAUGCGCCUUUGUGGACAAAUGCUGCCCGAGCUAUUUAGCUUGGUCGAGCUCGUUCGCAGCACCAUUGUCAGACGUUAUACUACUAUUAGAUACGGAGUGCACGAGAUAGUAGAGCAAUAG